CAGGGUGAUGAUGAAGAGACAGACGUCAGGAGUCAGAGAAGAUGAUGGACUGAAGACUGAAGAAAGAACACAAUAUCAUCAUGUCCAGCAGAGAGAGCAGAGUUGUUGUUCGUGGUUCCUCUCGCAGGAGAAGAAAAAGCAAAGAGAAUCCACCCUACAUGAGUGGUCUGAGGAUCGUUCUUCUGGGGAAGAGUGUGUCAGAAAACAUUGGAGUGGGAAACUUCCUGUUGGGACGAUCAGCGUUUGACAGUAAAGCUCCUCCAGAUGUUGUUGAGAGAGUCGGAGGAAGACUGAAGGACAGACACGUGAUGGUCAUCAACAGUCCUCAGCUGCUCCAGACAAACAUCUCAGAUCAUCAGAUCACACAGACAGUGAGAGAGUGUGUGUAUCUGUCUGAUCCAGGACCUCAUGUGAUCGUUCUGCUCCUCAAACAUGAUCAGUGUUCAGCAGAAGAUCAGGAGUGUGUGGAGAAGGUGCUGGACUCUUUGUCUGAGAGGGUUUAUCAACACACCAUGGUGCUCACCACACAAGAGCCCACUGAAACCAAUGACAUCCUACAGAAGAUCAUUCAGAAAUGCUUCAACAGACACUUCAGUCUUCAGAGAAGCAGCUCUCCUGAUGAUCUUCUGCAGAUGUUUGAGGACAUUGUGAAAAUGAAUGAUGGACAACACCUGGAUUGUGCAGAAGGUUCACAGUAUUUCACAAUGAAGCAACAAGCCACAGAAAGACGUGAGUGUAACGAUAUUUGAUGUUUCUAGUGAUAAAUUAACAGUUUUUAAAUGUUCUUCUUCUACUGUCAUUUUCAGAG
This is a messenger RNA of Megalobrama amblycephala (Wuchang bream), 808 nucleotides long. Its product is annotated as GTPase IMAP family member 9-like. Lineage: Eukaryota; Metazoa; Chordata; Actinopteri; Cypriniformes; Xenocyprididae. The record is from RefSeq and is a predicted model, not a curated record. Bases 81 to 749 code for a protein of 222 amino acids. Gene Ontology annotation, molecular function: GTP binding. The transcript is spliced from 3 exons.